AAGUCUGGUCCAGGUUGGGGUCAGUGUCUGGAGGAGGAGGGGCAAAGAGUCCAGGAGGUCAGGCACGGAGUGCAGCAAUAAUGACCUUGAAUGAGCCGUAAUAGCUAAUGUGGGAGUAUUUACCAGGCUCUGGAUCACUGCUUUCCAGGCAUGGUUUCUAGUCUGAUAAUCCAUUCAUUUAUUAAUAAUGUUGUUCACACCCAUGAACCCACUUCCCAACAGAGGAACUGAAUGACCAACAGUAACUUCCAGCUGCCCCGUGCUCCUCUGUCUGCUCCUCACACCAUGGCGACCACACUCCUGAAUCUUGGCCUGCCAUCCCUUUGCUUUUACUAAAGAGGGUUUUCCCACCUUUACGUAUUAUAUAGUUCUCAUUGUUUUCUACGUAUUAUGUAGUUUCUUGCAUCACAAGGGCACCGUGCUUUCCUGUAAACUCCCAGACUUGAUGUCUCGCUUAGAAUUGUGAGGCUAGAAUUUAUUGGCAUUGCUGUGGGCUCUCCCAUCCUCGAGGUAUGGACUGUGAGGACACUUGUCUGCAGUCACACAGCUGAGAUGGCACAGAGGGAACACUGAGCUCCAGCAUGGAAUGCCUUCAUCUCCAACGGCCUCUUGGGCUGAAUGGCCAGCAGUGUGGGGAUGACAAAAUCCUUUGACAAUUUAGUUAAGCUGUAGGCUCUAUCUCCUUCAAAAGUUCACAAAUAUUUUUGCAUAUGAUUUUCAGUGUUCUGAACCCCCUACAGUUCUUCCAUGGUCCUCCCUUCUUGUAUCAUCUUUGGAGGUAGGAAGGGAGAGAACGGGCUAGUGGGGAGUCAUGAUGGUACAGCUUGCCAAGGGUGGCCCGGCUCCCAGAUCUUUCUGGAGUCAGAGAGAGGUGGAUUUUGUGUUCUAGAUUUACCUCUGACUCAUUGGGUCUAAGUUCUUUCCUCUGAAAGUGAGAUGGUGAUAAGAGCGUGUGUUUCAUAACAUUGUUGAGAACUGGGUGGCUGGGAAUAUUCUAGGCAUUGAUGAUGUGACUUUGGACAGGGCAUACGAGACCAACAAAUAAGGAGAUGUGAGGUAGACAAGCUAUGAGUAAAAGAAAGCGGGGUGCUAUUUUAGAGAGCGAUGGAGCUACUUUCGAUUGAACGAUGAAGUAGAGGCUCAGUCCGUCUCGUUUUGUGAGCAGGGACCCUGAAAGAUGCAGGAGGAAGGCACCAGCAAGAGGCAGGAGCAAGCCCAGCAUGUCUGCAGGACCACAUGGAGACUGGAUCUGAGAGGAUCCGGGGAGGACAAGCGGAGGGGUCCUGGGGCCAUGGUGGAGAAUUCAGAUCUUAGUCUCAGCACAGUGGGAACACUUGGAGGAUUUGGAGCAGUUAGGGCUCCGGGAGAAAUACGGGGAUGUCUUCACGGUGUACCUGGGGCCAAGGCCCGUGGUCAUGCUGUGUGGGAUAGAAGCCAUACGGGAGGCCCUGGUGGACCAAGCUGAGGCCUUCUCCGGCCGGGGGAAAAUUGCUAUCGUUGAGCCCGUCUUCCAGGGCUAUGGUGUGGUCUUUGCCAACGGGGAACGCUGGAAGGCCCUUCGCCGAUUCUCUCUGGCCACAAUGAGGGACUUCGGGAUGGGGAAACGGAGUGUGGAGGAACGGAUUCAGGAGGAGGCUCAGUGUCUGGUGGAGGAACUACGGAAAACCCAAGGAGCCCUCCAGGACCCCACCUUGUUCUUCCACUCCAUGACCGCCAACAUCAUCUGUUCCAUUGUCUUUGGAAAACGCUUUGGCUACAAAGACCCUGAAUUCCUGCGGCUGCUGGACCUGUUCUACCAGUCCUUCUCCCUCAUCAGCUCCUUCUCCAGCCAGGUGUUCGAGCUUUUCCACAACGUCUUGAAGUACUUUCCUGGUGCCCACAGGCAAGUCUACGACAACCUGCAGGAAAUCAACGCCUUUAUUGGCCGCGUCGUGGAGAAGCACCGUGAAACCCUGGACCCCAGCUCCCCCCAGGACUUCAUCGAUGCCUACCUGAUUCGCAUGGACAAAGAGAAGGCUGACCCCAGCAGCGAGUUCCACCAGCAGAACCUCAUCCUCACGACACUCUCCCUCUUCUUCGCGGGCACGGAGACCACCAGCACCACGCUCCGCUAUGGAUUCCUGCUCAUGCUCAAAUACCCCCACAUCACAGAGAGAAUCCACAAGGAGAUUGACCAGGUGAUUGGCCCACACCGCCUUCCAUCCCUUGAUGACCGAGCCAAAAUGCCAUACACGGAUGCCGUCAUCCACGAGAUUCAAAGAUUUGGGGAUCUCCUCCCAAUUGGCGUGCCCCAUAUGGUCACCAAAGACACUUGCUUCAGAGGGUACAUCAUUCCCAAGGGCACUGAAGUAUUUCCCAUCCUGCACUCUGCUCUCAAUGAUCCACGUUACUUUGAAAAACCGGAUGUCUUCAACCCUGACCACUUUCUGGAUGCCAAGGGGGUAUUGAAGAAGAAUGAAGCUUUUAUCCCCUUCUCCAUAGGGAAGCGCAUCUGUCUUGGUGAAGGCGUUGCCCGUAUGGAAUUAUUCCUCUUUUUCACCACCAUUCUCCAGAACUUCUCCGUGGCCAGCCCUGUGGCCCCUGAAGACAUCGACCUCACACCCCGGGAGAUCGGUGUGGGCAAAGUGCCCCCUGUGUACCAGAUCAGCUUUCUGUCUCGUGAAGGGUGCUGAGGGAGGGGGGCAGUCAAAGAAUCCCAGGAUCAUGAAGUAUCCCACCUCUGCAGAGAACAGCUCCUUGCCUCUCUCUGGGUCUUCCUGUCACGAAGAGACCCAUAGCCAGCCAGCACCGUCCCCUCCUUGGUGCCACUGCCCUGGGAAAGUCCUCUCUGCCACCUCAUCUCAGCCCAUCAUUCUCCAGCUCUUGUAAAGACUCGUUGGAAGUGUUUUCUCUCCUUUGUUAACAGAGUUCUGGAUGUACUGCGUAUAUAAAAGCUGGGGGCUAGAGGGAAGACAUGGCUCCCUUCUACCUCCCAAGCCCCGGCUUCCUCCAGUGACUACUUCCUUCCUCAGAACUACCACCCGCUCCUAGCAACUGUUUGUGCUCCAUGAUCUGUGCGUACAUGAUCUCACUUGAAUCUUCCUUCCAGUAUUUCCAUGGGGGUGGAUGUGAUGAUCGCGUCCAUCUUACAGAUGAGUAAACAAAGGCCAGGCACUAGCAUCCGUUGUCCCAGGUUGUAUGGCUAGGAGUGGAAGAGCAAGAUUCACACUCCAUCUCCCUGGCUCUCAAACUCAAAUUCUUCAGCCGGUCCUGCCCAACUAACCCCCAAUAUAUUUUUAAAUUACGGUAAAAUUAACAUAACAUAAAAUAAAGUGUUUUAAAGUGUAUAA
This is a messenger RNA of Mustela lutreola (European mink), 3329 nucleotides long. RefSeq names its product cytochrome P450 2B11. Gene Ontology annotation, molecular function: oxidoreductase activity, acting on paired donors, with incorporation or reduction of molecular oxygen, reduced flavin or flavoprotein as one donor, and incorporation of one atom of oxygen; heme binding; iron ion binding. Gene Ontology annotation, biological process: xenobiotic metabolic process. The transcript has 9 exons. Gene Ontology annotation, cellular component: cytoplasm; intracellular membrane-bounded organelle. The record is from RefSeq and is a predicted model, not a curated record. NCBI's taxonomy places the organism in Eukaryota, Metazoa, Chordata, Mammalia, Carnivora, Mustelidae. The coding region runs from base 1416 to 2672 and encodes 418 amino acids.